UACGUUAGCGCCCUCGGAAAGUACCAUGACUGUUAAAUGUCGUCCAAAGAAAUCUGUUGACACAUUAUUCGGCACGUCAACGGCCGAGUAAGCGCAGUUGAAAAGUUGGCUGCCGGUUGCAGGACUCAAAUGUUGUCACGAAUGAACUUUUUCAAACAAAUCAGCGUCCGUGUGGCUAACAGUGAUGCUAUCAUUUAGUCACUUUACAAACCAUUCACUCACCUGUCGUCUUCUCUUCAUUUCAGCUGACGGCACUGAUGAAUCAUCCAGCGAUGGAGGUGAAGGUAUUCGUUCCUGUUUUGACUUUAUUCUUUACUUUGGGAGGUGGUCUCACCUGAGAGGACCGACUGGAUGCAUCCAUGCCGCUCUGCCGGGAGACAAGGACAACAUAGGUGGAUUAUUUCUGGAACUCUCAAAAAGGGCGACGGCUUCUAAAAGGACAACAAUUGAUCAUGUUUUACCAUUCCAUCGAAAUAAUGUAUUGAUCGCUAAAGAAAUUCAAACAUCCAGUAGCAUAUAUUACAGAGCAAUUAACGUUUUAAAAAGAUAUGUACAGUUGUCACGAGAACACCUAUGCGUUUAUAAAUAACGAUCAAAUUGUUAUUCUCAACAAUGUGCAUGACACAUAAAAUAAGUCUUAAGUCACGUAAAAAAUGUUUGCAAUGCUCAUAUACCAACAACAAAUGGAAUUCUAAUAAGUGAUUAUUUGAGUCGCAUGGACCACAAUGAGGUAUUCUUUCUAGAUUAGCUGGACGACUAUGAUCAUGAAAAAGAUAUUUGAUCGAUAUGAUCAAGAUGAAAUAUCAUCAUGAAGAUAGAUGAAUAUGACCAAGAAGAUAUUAUAUGAGUAUGAUCAUGAAGAUGAUGAUGAAUGUGAUCAUGUUAUUAGAUGAAUAUGAUCAUGACUAGAUGAUAAUGCUCUUGUCUUUGAAACCUUUAUGGCGUUUCUUCCCUCUAGCGGCGAGCCCUGGAAGCGUCUCCCGCCUACUGGCAGCGGCACACGCACACGCACACGCACUCUAGUGUGUUUGUCAGACUCAAAGCCGAGCGCGAGCAACUAGCCGCCAUUUUCUCCGCGUCUCUCCCUAAAAGCAGAGAAAAAGACUCGCGUCAAAACGCCAUCCGGAUGGUCCUCCGCUCGUCGAAAACCGGGGAUUGUGCCCAAGGUAUCCGCGAGAUGGCCUCCAUUUGAGCAAGUUUGGGACGGAAAGGAGUGUUUGACGGCCUUGUGUGAAAUUGGCCGCAGCGAGGCGAGCUAGUAGGCGAGCAAGGUGUAGAUCGUUGAUUCGUCCAUUGCCUCAAUCCGGAACGAAGCCGAGUGGCGCCGUGAAGCGGCCCUUUGGCACCCCCGGUUGUGUUUUUUGGACUCAUUAAUGGCAUAGAGGUCGAUUCCUGCCGCCUUCUUGCCACAGCGCCCCUGUUUUUUUCUACCAAAGUGUUGGGGAUUGUUAACCAAAUUCCCUCGGAUAGUGCAAGCUCGUCACGUGGCUGUCCUCCGGGGGGGCAGUAAGCGGGUGGUGUGGAGCAGGCCGCGGUGCCCGUCCCUCUGCACUGCAUGGCUGCGAUGGCGCCCGCUCUCACCGACGCCCCAGCCGAAGCUCACCACAUCCGCUUCAAACUGGCUGCCCCGUCAUCGAGUCUGUCUGCAGCCAGUGCCGAGAACAACGGUAACCCCAACAACAUACUCAUCCACAGCAGCGGCCCCGCCAAGUGUAAGGUUGCAUCUGAAGAAACGGGUCCUCUUGUUGACUUCUGUGGCGGGGACCAGCAACAGCAGCAGCAGUCCCAAGCCGACUCCGUGGCCCAGGCGUCGGCCCUGGGCAAGCUCCAGCCACUGGUGGCUUCUUAUCUCUGCUCUGAUGUGACAUCUGUCCCGUCAACCAAGGAGUCAAUCACUCUUCAAGGAGUCCUCAUCAAACAGUCGGUCUUAAAAAGUCACCGAAUACUGCCCAGCUCCCUGCUCAACGGCGGUGACUUCCUGUUGAGGAAGCGGCACGCCAUAGAACUUUCCGGAGGCCAACUCAAAAGCCUCAUGAGUGGCAGCACCAACGGCGGGGGCCAGCCUAUGGCACCUGUCAAUGGCCUGGCCAAGAAGCUGGCCACCAUGUCUGGCUCCGGCUGUGUGAUGGCCAUGAAUGGAGAUAAGCCUCCUGCCUCCACAGACUCCCAAUCUCAGAACCAGACUUUGGACUCAGACACCCUGACAGUAAACCAAGUAGGUCAUAUUCCAGUGAAAGGAACCCUUAAACACAAGCAUUCCACUGGAGUUUGUCAAAACACGGAACCAACAGAGCUUCAGACUGCUGCACUUUCCCGCUGUUCCCAUGACAACCGCGACACCAGUGUAGAAGUGAAAUUGGAGGAGACAGAUGCGCACACAACUACUAGUACCAGUCCGUCACGUGGCUUAGACAGGGAGAGACCGGGUUGUAGCCAGCAGAGCUCCCCGUCUUUGGACAUUCUUGACACGCAAGUCGCAGAGCGCACACGUCUCAGCAGAAGCCGGCAAGUCGAAAUUGAAAAUCGCCUUAGACGGCUGCGCAAACGCCUUCAGGUGGUCCAGGCUAAGCAGGUGGAGCGCCACAUUCAGCAACAGCUCGGUGGCUUCCUGGACACAGCUGUCAGCCGACUGUUGGCCGGGAACCGCAAAGACCAGGCCACCUCCACGGCAACAUGGAGGACAGGUCGCCACUCUUCAUCAAACAACAGAGACAGUUUGGGACGCUUCCUCAAGAGCGGCUCCAUGUCUUUAGAACUGGAGAGGUUGUAUCUGAGCGGCUCAGCUAACCUGCACUCGGCAGAGACGGCCUUUGACUCUGAUGUAACGGAGAGCAGCUCUGGUGGAGACUCGGACCUGGAAGAGGAGGAACUGACCCGGGUGGACAUUGAGCAGCGCCAUGUCAAAAUAUGGAAGCGUGCAGAGAGUCGCUACACGCUGGAGAGGGCAGCAAUCAUCAGUCACUGGAACUGGCUGCAGGCUCACAUCUCCGACUUGGAGUACCGCAUUCGACAACAGACGGACAUUUACAGACAGAUUCGUGCGAGCAAGGGCUCAGUGGAGCUGGGAGGUGUAGGUCCUCAAGAAGUCAAGAUGGAGCCUGGAAAUGCUCAGGAUGCAGCUUCAGAGCGUCUGGAGCACAUUGCUACUGCAGAACCUUGGAAAGGUCAAAACGGGCAGCCAGUCAACGGCGUCCUGAGCAGGAUGGCAGAGUGUGUGGAUGGCAAACACCAGCAGCCACUUGACAGUACAUGUGUGGCAGCACGCACGCGGCCGCUCGUUAGUUGGCGCCGGCGGAGGCUCAUUCAGCCCAACACUGUGCCCAAUCUGACUGGCAAGGUGUCCAAAAGCAGCUGCAUCCAGUGCACGUGCAGGGUCAACCCAAGCUGCGUGAUGUGCGGUGGCCGGCCCACCCCCAGAGAAGACCCCCAGUACGAGCUGCCCACCUUGGAGCGCCUGUCAAGACUGGAUCUUGGCGUCCACCCCAUCCUGUCCUUCCCUGACGAUGUUUGUAUUGGCCUUCGUCUGCAGCAAGUGAUGAAAAGCUCGUGGAACAGCAGGUCGCUGGAGAGGAGCAAACCUCUCAAGAAGCUCUCGCUAAAACACAAACUGUCGUCGUCCAAAGAGAAGCACAAGUUUGCCAACUCGCUCAUGGCAGUCAGGCUGGGUCACUACAAGAGUCGAGCUGACAAGUUGAGGACACUGGAGAGCAGCGCUGCCGCGUGUAAGACGGAGCGGCUACAUGCCGCGCCGCUGGGUCCAUACGAGAGGAACUACAGUCGAAAGAGACUGCGAGAGCCCUUGUUGGACACGAGUGACUCCUCCCCAAAACUCUUUGUGGACACCAGCGGUCCUUGUCCAUCACUGGCCAGCAUGCACGCGUCUUUGCACAGCCCCGUCACACGCCAGCUGUCCACGUCGUCGGACAACGCCACACCGUUGGGCAUCGGCACACCUUUGCCCAUCAAGAGGAGGCGGGGAGAAAGCUCCUUUGAUAUCAACAACAUCGUCAUUCCCAUGUCCGUGGCCGCCACCACACGAGUGGAGAAGCUGCAGUACAAAGAGAUCCUCACGCCCAGUUGGCGAGCUGUGGACGUCCUGUCUCAGCCCAUCGCGGAGGAGGAGGACGAGCGUGAUGUGGAGGACUUGUCAGACGCCGCCUUCAUCCAGCUGCACCAGCCCUAUGAGGACCAGGAGCGAGCUCGCUGGACAUGGAUGGCCUUGGCUCCGGCUAAGAGGAGGGGCAGCAGGUCGUACAAGUCUGUCGAUGGGCGCACCACCCCGCUGUUGUGCGGCACCAACCCCUCUACCCCUCAGCCGGCCUCCCCUGACCCCAGUCACUACCCCAUGCUUCACGACUAUGGCCACGUGCCAUCACCCAUGAGUCCGGCCAGUCCUGACACCGCCUCCAACCCUCAUACACCGUGCUCCAGGGACUCGCAUCGACUUCUGUCCAGCGAGGACACGCGCUGCUCCACGCCAGACUUCACCUUUGAGGAAAGGACUGUGGCGCCGUGGGAACGGCGAAACUUCCCGUUGCCUGAAGACCCCACCCCAGAGCCUGAGGUCGAGGGCGAGCACCACAGGCCCAGGAUGCGAAGCAUCUCAGGCUGCCGAGCGAGCGCCUAUGGCCGACUGGAUUCAGACGACGGCGAACCGCCUUCUGACGAUGGUGGUCCAAAACACAAAGCGUCAGGCCACCGAUGAGCGGGCGGCGCUCGUUUGUGAACCUGAGCGGACUUGAAGUGGCUCCUGUUGUUUGAUAUUCAAACAUCAGUCUAAUUCUUUCACAGUUUUUAGUGAACAUGACGCAGAUAGAAGCCUUUCCCGACAAAAAAAGAACAUGUUACAGUAUGGUUUGUGUAGUAGGCUAAACAAUGUACAUGGGGGCUUAGUGGUGUUUCAUAUGUGCCGUGUACACUCGUAGCGCACUAUGUAGCGACUCCUCCCAAUAUGGCCAAAGGGUGUUUUUCUAUCAUUAGUUUGCUUGUAAUUCCCAUGUACAUUUUUAGUGGAGUGAAAAAUAACAAAAGAAGAAAAAAAAAAAAAAACUCCCACCCCCCACUCAUCCAAAUAAACAGGUACAUUUAGGAUGUGGCACCUCUCCUUUGGCGGUGGCCUGACAUCAGAGCACUUGUUUAGUUUGUUGCUUUUUCCAUUCCGGACAUGUUUGUAUGUUGUGUGUUCCAGCGUAACGUUGUCUUUGACUAGUGAACCAUUCCUACGUGACGCUGGGGUGUCUUUCAGCACUUGUCCUGCAGGAGGCGCUGCUGCAUGCUAAACAUGCUAACACUUGUCACAUGUAGCAGCUCUCAGCAAGAUGCCACCAGAGCUCAGGUUGUUCUACCUUAAGGGAAACUCCCCUGUUCACAUCCGAACCACACGCUCCCGUCGACUUGACUAUGCAAAAUUGAAAAGAAAAAAAAAAUCCAUCCUUUGCUUUUGCCACAGCCAAUCACUGUUGUCUUUUCAGUAGUGACGUCACAUGAUGUACCUGUUUGAUUGUUGCAGCAGUUAAUCACUAUUUUCUUUUUGUAAAUAGCUCCAUUAAAACAUUUAUGUUUAACUUGG
This is a messenger RNA of Dunckerocampus dactyliophorus (ringed pipefish), 5569 nucleotides long. RefSeq names its product KAT8 regulatory NSL complex subunit 1-like. Lineage: Eukaryota; Metazoa; Chordata; Actinopteri; Syngnathiformes; Syngnathidae. Bases 1556 to 4705 code for a protein of 1049 amino acids. Gene Ontology annotation, cellular component: NSL complex. Gene Ontology annotation, molecular function: histone acetyltransferase binding. The transcript is spliced from 15 exons. The record is from RefSeq and is a predicted model, not a curated record.